This is a messenger RNA of Rosa chinensis, 1977 nucleotides long. Its product is annotated as probable xyloglucan galactosyltransferase GT17. Gene Ontology annotation, molecular function: glycosyltransferase activity. Lineage: Eukaryota; Viridiplantae; Streptophyta; Magnoliopsida; Rosales; Rosaceae. The record is from RefSeq and is a predicted model, not a curated record. Bases 190 to 1653 code for a protein of 487 amino acids. The transcript has a single exon.
AAACUCCUGACUAUACCUCACCAUUUGGCGUCCAUUAACCCCAUCCCACACACUUUCACGCUUCUUCUUUCGCUUUCCUCCUCAUGACUAUGCCAAACAGACAAAGUCUUCUCUAAUCUGCAUUCAAGUCUCUCUCAGACGCUCACUCACUUCUCGCUUCUUCUUUAACUCGAUCUCUUCUUCUUCCUCAUGCUUUCGAGAAAGCAAACACCUCCGGAUUCUCCAUGGAAGGAGAAGGAAGAGAAAUUGCUGCACUACUCCAAAAGCAAAGAACCCAACUUGUUGAUGACCAUCCUCAAUAAUCCCCACCUCAGGUUUGGUGCUUUCGUCUUUGUCUUUCUGUCUGCUUGGCUUCUACUACUCCUCUUUUGGUUCCCUCCUAAAAUCACCAUAACACAAACAACCACACCCAAUGUCGUUGAGGCCCUUCUUGUUCCAGAUCAAGAUACCCAAGAACAACCAAAGUCUAAGUGCGAGGAUCCAAGCGUGUCGGUUUAUGUAUACCCUUUGCCGGCGAAGUUCAACAUUGCACUCCUUGACCGCUGCGAAGCCCUAAACGUCUACACCGACAUGUGUCCUCACGUGGCGAACCACGGACUCGGCCAGCCCAAACCAAAUAUGGGUUUGGCCACAUCGUGGUUCGCCACUCACCAGUUCAUCGGUGAGAUGAUCUUCCACGCGCGCGUGGAGAAUCACCCCUGCCGGACGCACGAACCCUCACGCGCCACCCUCUUCUACGUCCCCUUCUACGGCGGCCUCUACGCUUCCAGCAAGUUCCGCGAGGCCAACUUAACCGCCCGGGACGAGCUCGCCUUGGAAUUGGUGGAGCACAUUCAGUCCCAGCCCACGUGGCAGAAGCACAACGGCAAGGACCACUUCAUCGCCCUGGGGAGGACCGCGUGGGAUUUCAUGAGAACAUCGGACGGCCCAGAUUUCGGCGCCAACGUCCUCCUCAACCUCCCUGCCGUUAAAAACAUGUCGGUGCUGACCGUAGAAAGACAACCUUGGCAAGGCUCAAACCAGUUCGGCAUACCCUACCCUUCCUACUUCCACCCCUCCACCUUGCCGGAGAUGCUGACAUGGCAGACCAAGAUGCGCGGCGCCACCCGGUCUUACCUGUUCUCCUUCAUAGGUGGGCCCAGGAAGGGGCUAGAGAAGGCGGCCGUACGUAACGAGUUCAUAAGGCAAUGCGGCGAGUCGACUCGGUGCUUCCUUAUGAAAUGUGGCGCUAACGGAGCUAGCAAAUGCCACGAGCCGAGCGAGGUCUUGAAGGUGAUGAGUGAGUCUCAGUUUUGCUUACAGGCUCCCGGAGACUCCUACACGCGGCGGUCAACGUUUGACUCUGUCUUGGCCGGGUGCAUUCCGGUGUUCUUUUCACCGCACACGGCGUUCACGCAGUACAAGUGGUUUUUACCGGCGGAGGUGAGCGAGUAUUCCGUUUACAUUGACGAGAAGAGUGAGGCGAGUAAGAGGAUAGAGGAAGAGUUGCUGAAGAUUCCGACGGAGAAGGUUGCGAUGAUGAGGGAGAAGGUUAUUGAGAUGAUUCCUAGCUUGACGUACGCGCAUCCCAAUGCGAGUGGUUUAGGGUUUAAGGACGCAGUUGACGUGUCGCUUGCAUCAUUGGCUAAUCAUGUCAAUAAUUUAGUGAAUUAAUUAAUUUUGGAAGCUGCAUUUUAUACGUGUGUAUAUGAGGAGCCAGCGGUAUGUGGAACGUGAUGGUUUAAAGAAUUAAACCUUACCGACAGUUUGGCCUCUUUUUUUUUUUUUUUUUUUCCUUCUUCUCUUUUCUUAGUGCUUUUAUAAAGAAUGAUAAUGUUCAUUAAUUCUGACCCAUACAUCUUCUUGCAUUGUAUUGUAGUGGGAAAAGCGAGUGUUACUUCUUCUUCUUUUUUUGUACGAGAUUAUAGAUCCUCUUUUUGUCUAAUUCGAAAAGAGUUCUACAAUGUUGUAUGUGAAUUUCUAACAAAGGAAGGCUCC